CUCAGGAGACGCAGGACUCAGGGAGAGAACUAGAAGUAUUCCUAUGCGGUUUUCCUGUAUAUAUGAACGAUGGCGGUCGUGCCAUAGGCGGUGAAGUUCUAACGGAGUCAUCUGCGACAGCAAGAGAGGAAACCAGUUCAAAACGCUUUGGGACUUCCCGAGCUGAGAGAUGUGGGGAAGCGCGGAUGGAGGGCCUCCGGAGGUUACUCUUGAAACCUCCAUGGGUUCUUUCACUGUAGAGCUAUAUUUUAAGCACGCUCCUAGAACUUGCAGAAACUUCAUUGAGCUUUCUCGAAGAGGUUACUACGACAACACUAAAUUUCACCGAAUUAUCAAGGAUUUUAUGGUACAAGGUGGAGAUCCCACAGGAACAGGGAGGGGUGGAGAAUCGAUAUACGGUUCUAAGUUUGAAGAUGAGAUAAAACCUGAGUUGAAGCAUACUGGAGCUGGUAUUCUAUCCAUGGCAAAUGCAGGUCCAAAUACCAAUGGAAGUCAGUUCUUUAUUACCCUUGCACCAUGUCAGCAUCUGGAUGGAAAACACACAAUAUUUGGAAGAGUUUGUAGGGGAAUGGAAAUCAUCAAAAGACUGGGAAGUAUUCAAACCGACAACAUUGAUAGGCCUAUCCAUGAUGUGAAGAUACUGCGAACCGCUGUCAAGGACUGAUGGAGCAAACUUGUCGUCAGCUGAGAUUCUUUUAGCAUCGAAUGGUCAAUUCUCUGUCUUAAGAAAGAUUUGCAGAAUAUGGUCCGAUGAUAGAACUAAUUAACAGUGGGAAGUGAUACUAUUAAAGCAGGCAGUCUUGAAUUUAUAUAUGCCAUUGAGAUUCUAUAUAUCUGAAUCAUUUCGAUUUAUAUUUUCCUUUAUGUCAUUAUCAGACGAGUUCUCAUGCAAGUGUGCACUUCAUGUAGGCACUGGACAGAGUGCAAGCAAUUAAGCAAUGCUAUUUAAUUUUCUAA
Molecule: messenger RNA, 957 nt
Organism: Macadamia integrifolia
Lineage: Eukaryota; Viridiplantae; Streptophyta; Magnoliopsida; Proteales; Proteaceae
Product: peptidyl-prolyl cis-trans isomerase CYP18-2
Exons: 6
Coding region: 170-664 (164 amino acids)
Biological process (GO): protein folding; protein peptidyl-prolyl isomerization
Cellular component (GO): catalytic step 2 spliceosome
Molecular function (GO): peptidyl-prolyl cis-trans isomerase activity
Source: RefSeq, a predicted model, not a curated record